AUGGCGCCCUCGUUCCCACCGGGGAAGCCCCCGUCGUACUCCAAGCUGGGCCACGAGCCCGAUGACCACGCGGAUGACGACUACGUGGCCGAGCAGCGGCGCGCCCAGCAGGUUGAGCGGCAGAAGCAGGACGAGAGUCUGGACGAGCUGCACUCGGCCGUCAAGCGGCUAGGAGACAUGAGUCUCAAUAUCAGCACGGAGCUGGACACGCAGAACAAGAUGCUGGACGACCUGAACGACGACACAGACAAGGCCAAGCAG
Molecule: messenger RNA, 261 nt
Organism: Phytophthora sojae
Lineage: Eukaryota; Oomycota; Peronosporomycetes; Peronosporales; Peronosporaceae
Exons: 3
Cellular component (GO): plasma membrane
Source: RefSeq, a predicted model, not a curated record